Messenger RNA from Ipomoea triloba (trilobed morning glory), 2970 nucleotides. Its product is annotated as cysteine synthase 2-like. The record is from RefSeq and is a predicted model, not a curated record. Bases 1318 to 2706 code for a protein of 462 amino acids. Gene Ontology annotation, cellular component: cytoplasm. Gene Ontology annotation, molecular function: cysteine synthase activity. NCBI's taxonomy places the organism in Eukaryota, Viridiplantae, Streptophyta, Magnoliopsida, Solanales, Convolvulaceae. The transcript has 7 exons.
UCUUUGCGUAUACUGCGUACAGCCGUACACUGAGGGCUGAGGCGGCUGCUGCUGCGUCCGUCGGUGGCGGUGGCUGCUGCAGUUUACUGGUCUGGUUUUAUUGGUUUUAUUUAGGGGUGGAGUCCCUGGUCUGAAACCAAUAAAUUACUAGAAAUAGAAGUGUACUGCUGCAGUUUAUAGUUUAUUAUGGUUUUAUUUGUACUGGUUUUAUUGAAAUAGAAAUAUGUAUACUGGUUUAGUGGUUUGAAACUACUGCAGUUUUUGAAAUAGGAAUUGAAUGUUUGAAAAUUGAAACUGCUGCAGUUUUUGAAGUGCUUGUUGGUUGUUGCUUGUUUAGUAAACUAUUGGCUGGUUUUGAUGAUUGAUAUGAAUUCAAUUUGAUUGGAAGUUUAAUGGUCUGGUCAGGUGAAUGGAUUCACUAUUCAAUAUUCAUUUCUGUUUGUUUUUUUUUUUUUUUUUUUUUUUUUUUUUUUUUUUCAUUGGUUUAUGAUUCAAUGUAUGCUAUGGCUACUGGUGUUGUUGCUGAUUGGGACGCUUACUGAAUUCAUGUGUGCAACGGUGUUCUAGUCGUGUUGAGAAUUUGAGAUUCGAUAGUUCAUAUAGUAUGUGUUUGGAAUCUGGAUUUAGGCUCAGUGGCAGCAGUUAAAUUAUAUCAAACAUGUCUAAUCAAUCCGUAGCUGCCAAGAGUUGGGUUUAACCGUUUAAGUUUUGAUAGUGCCAGAAGUGAAAUUUCUGAAUCUAUCAUCUAUUUAUGUGUUAUAUAUGAAAAAGAUUAUCUCUUUUUAUGAUAUAUUUAUAUUAAGUUGAUGAGCUGAUGCUAUGGGAGAUAUUUACUCUGCAGCUAAGGAAUGGCAUCAAUGGUUGCCAAGGCAUGUAGUAAUUUUUUACAUUAAGUUGCCAAGGCUCAUGCUAUUAAAUUUAUGAUAUAUUUAUAUUAAGUUGUAAAUUUUUUACAGAUAUACUUUAAAAGGCUUAAAAAUGUAGGCCUUAAAUAGGGCCUAUUUUAAAAGCCUCAAAGCCUAUUUAGGAUCUAUUUAGGAGCCUUUUUAAAAGCCUAUAUGUUAAAUAGGCUUUUAAAAAGGCUUCAGGGCAGGUCAGGGCAACUCUAGGCUCAGGCUUGAGCCUAAAAAAAAAGCCUACAUGCAGGCCCAGGCUCAGGCUUUAGAUUUCCAUAGCAGGCCCAUGCCUAAAUUUCUAAAGCCCGACUCGGCCUAGCUUAUUUCCACCCCUAUUUGGAAGAUUGUCGGUUUGUACAUGACCGUAUUCCAUAUAUUCACUUUGCAGGCUUAAGCCUAUAUUUGGACAUGCAGUGCAGGGAUGACCAUGGUUCGAUUUGAAUUUCGAUUCAAAUCGAACCGUGCAUUGUUGGAAUCGGACUGGAAUCUACAAGGCCGGAUCCAUUUCCACCGCUGCUCUCCAUCGGCGCCGCCUAUGAGAACCACCGCAGGUGCGAUUGCCACAGCGCUCUCCAUAGCUGUAGUUGUCUCUUACUUCCUCACCAAGCACACUGAAAACAAGUCUUCUAGACGCAGACAAACCACUUCACUGAAAAAGUCCAGAAAUGGGCUCGUUGACGCCAUUGGCAACACCCCUUUGAUUAGAAUCAAUAGCCUUUCCGACGCAACUGGCUGUGAGAUUCUUGGGAAAGCAGAGUUCUUGAAUCCAGGCGGGAGUGUUAAAGACAGGGUAGCUGUGAAAAUUAUUGAGAAGGCUAUGGAAUCAGGGGCACUAGCUGAAGGCGGCGUAGUUACAGAGGGCAGUGCUGGAAGCACAGCCAUAAGUCUUGCAACAGUAGCUCCUGCAUUUGGGUGUACAUGCCAUGUGGUUAUCCCUGAUGAUGCUGCUAUUGAGAAGUCUCAAAUCCUGGAAGCACUUGGGGCUACAGUUGAAAGGGUCCGACCAGUUUCAAUCACUCACAAAGAUCAUUUUGUUAAUAUUGCAAGAAGAAGGGCACUGGAGGCAAAUGAAAUAGCAUUAAUUAGAAAAAGCAAAGCAGAUCAAAAUGGUGCCAAGGGGGCUAAACAAAUCAAUGGUCAUACAAUCAGUGAGGAAAAACAAAGUUCAACAUUCUCACUUGACUGUAAGGGUGGAUUUUUUGCAGAUCAAUUUGAAAACCUUGCAAAUUUUAGGGCCCACUAUGAGGGUACCGGGCCAGAGAUAUGGGAACAAACAGGUGGGGAACUGGAUGCUUUUGUUGCAGCAGCAGGCACCGGUGGCACUGUUGCUGGUGUUUCAUGUUUUUUGAAGGAAAAAAACUCAAACAUCAAGUGCUUUCUUGUUGACCCCCCUGGUUCGGGCUUAUUUAACAAGGUAAUAAGAGGAGUCAUGUACACGAGAGAGGAAGCUGAAGGACGGAGGUUGAAGAACCCUUUCGAUACUAUUACUGAAGGGAUUGGAAUCAAUAGAUUGACAGAAAAUUUUAAGAUGGCAAAACUUGAUGGGGCUUUCCGAGGCACAGACAUGGAAGCUGUUGAAAUGUCAAGGUAUCUGUUGAAGAAUGAUGGGCUGUUUGUUGGAAGUUCAUCGGCCAUGAAUUGUGUUGGAGCUGUUAGGGUGGCACGAGCAUUAGGCCCUGGCCACAUAAUCGUUACGAUCUUGUGUGACAGUGGCAUGAGGCAUUUAAGUAAGUUUUUCAAUUCUGAGUACUUGUCUCAACAUGGCUUGACUCCUUCAGCAAUUGGAUUGGAGUUUCUUGGCUUUAGUUGAACUUUGUUUUUUAUUUUUAUUUUUAUUUUUUGCACCUAAUAUAAUCACUAAAAACCAGUCUAUUUUGCUCGAGAGAUGAAAGUGUUUUCAUUUCACUAGUUGUGACACAAAUACUGAUACAGUAGAUCACACAAGAAACAUGUUUAGUGCUGUACGGUGUAGUUUUUUAUAGACAAGUAUGGAACACAACCUAGCUUGUACAUGAUGUGUUAUUCUUACCAGAUUUUCUUUUCUUUAUGUCAAUUACAUUUGAUGAUUUGAAUA